Messenger RNA from Diabrotica virgifera virgifera (western corn rootworm), 2908 nucleotides. RefSeq lists its product as uncharacterized. NCBI's taxonomy places the organism in Eukaryota, Metazoa, Arthropoda, Insecta, Coleoptera, Chrysomelidae. Bases 1 to 1056 code for a protein of 351 amino acids. Gene Ontology annotation, cellular component: extracellular matrix. The transcript has 2 exons. The record is from RefSeq and is a predicted model, not a curated record.
AUGAAAAUCAGAUGGCGGUCACGACCAAUCGGCAAACGUAUCCGCUCUCAUCGGAUGCGCACGGUGAAACGAAUUUUGGACGAUUUUGCGCAGAUUCGCCAAAUUGGAACAUUGAAAACAAUGCAUUUUUCGGGGAGUGAGCUUACUGAUUCCUCCUAUACUGUGCUUAAACCAUCUAUGUAUUGUGGUGCAUCUAGUCAUCAUAUUCAUUGUGAAAAUUUUGAAUUUAAAAGUGGUGAAAAGCUACUCUUUUUUGGAAGAGAUGAAGUUGAUAAUACCACCACUUGGUUAGAUUUGAAUAAUUGCACAGGAAUAAUUACUUCAGAAACGUUCAACCUGUUCCCGGCUCUAGAUUAUGUUAAUUUCAAAGGAUGUACUUUGGAAUUUUCUGCAAAAUCAUUUGCAGCUAUAAAGAAUAUACGAGCCAUAGAUAUAAGAGAAAGUAAAGUUUCUAUUUCAAAGGAGAUUUUUGAAGACUGCGAAACAUUGGAGUCCAUGCAUUUAAAAGAUUUGAAAUUACCAGAUCAAGAUUGUUUUUCACCUCUAAAAAAGUUAAAUAUGUUGACAAUAGAAGAGUGUCAGUUCGAAAACAGUAAUAGUAAUAUUUUUAGAGAGUUAUUUUCUUUGCAAUAUUUGAUAAUCGAACGGUGUGAAUUGCCAAUUUUCGGUGAUGUGUACCAAGAUUUCAAAAAUUUGGAAAUGCUUAUUCUCAUGCAUAACAAAAUUGGAGAGCUAAACUGUGAUGGCAUAUUUAAUCUACAGAAAUUAAAAGACAUUGCAAUAUUUAACAAUGAAACUAUAUCUGUUAUAGACUACGAAAGGUUUCAAACUAUGCCUUUGCUGGAAACCAUACUUUUUGAAAAUAAUGUAUACAAAACUUUGGAUUUGCGUGCUUUUCCUAGUUUAAAACUUGUCAAAAUCGGUACCUUAACUGAUAUACCAACACCAACAGAUGAGGAGCUUUUCAAAAAGUUUGAUGAUAUGAAUAUAACAUACCAGUUUACCUUUUGUGGUAAGAUCGAAGUUGAUAUGAGUAAAGUUCUGAUUUGUGCAUAAAAUCUGUUUAUUUACCACACCACAGACCACGCUUUUAAAUCAUAUUGAAUACUAAGAUUAAUUAGAGCUUCUUUUGACAACUCUUACACUUUUUUACUAACUCUAAAACUAACGUAACAUAUGUGUGGUAGUUUAAAGGUUUUUUAUCAUGUUUGUCCCUAUUUUCUUUUUUUUUUAAUCCCAAUUUAUUUUUUUCUUUUUACUUUAUGCAUACCAUUGACAGUUCCAUAUUCUUUUAAGUUACUAUUAAUUUUAAAUUCCAUUGUGUUUUUACAACUUCCUCAACAUAGUUUUUAUUUCACUGGUUGUAAUGUACCUCUUUGAUGUGAAACCUUUAUUGACGCGAUUGGAAUCAAUAUAACAAUUUGGCAGACUGACUUGUAUGCCAGGACAUCAAGCGCUAUGAUCUAUCUGGUGCUGUUAUGUCCCCUUUGUCGCGUGUGUUUUAGAAAUAAUCUUCAUUUUUCUUCCUAACAAAGUCUACUAUUAUUAUGAAGCCGUAUUUUUCGCAGUCAAUAUUCCAACCGCACACACAUUAUAUUUGUGGCGUUCGUCGCUUAUGUACCAACACAAAACUAUAGUAAUAUUGUUUUCAAAGGAAUAAUACGACGACAUUUCACAUCUGCCACACCAUCUUGCUUGUUUCUUUUAACUGUGAAAGUGGUGUACUCGUUUUCCUUGUCAUAUUUUCAAUUUUAUUCUAGUUUAUUAUGUUGGUUUUUCUUCGAUACAUUUAGGAUGAUUUAUAUUUAUGAUUGAAGUCUUCACAUAGAGUUAAGUAUUCACAUUCAUAGUGUGGUAUUAUUAAAGACUAUAAUCUGACAAGUCUUGUUAAGUUGAUUUACUUCUGCUCUGAAAAUGGAUACGAUACAUGAAAGUACAAAUCAAUUUUUCUCAAAAAUGGUGCGCCGUAGGAACUUAAAAAAUGUCAUGUCAAAUGGAUAAAAUUUGUAAAGACAAAAAAGUUAUGAGUAAAAAUGUCAAAUACCACUCCUACUAAAAGAACCGUUUAUGGCUUCAAUUAAAAAAUAUUCACUUCAAACGAUUGCUCAGCUUACACUAAAUAUACAGAAUGUUAGCACUUAAAAAACAAUACGUUUUGAAUAUAUUUGAACUAAACUGAUGUUAGAGCGCCAUCAUUAAAGAUCUCUAGCUCCCUUAGGAAUCAUUUUUCGAAAAGGUGAUUUACACCGACAUAAAAUGAGUUCCAGAAUUUGUAGUAGUCUUUUGUAAGAGCGUUUGUGGACACCGUACAAUAAAUAAAUAAAAUAAUAUAUAAAAUGCCACAAGAAAAUAGUUUCAGAAUAUAGCCUAAAGCUGAGCAACCAAGCAAUCAUCUUUCAUUUCCUUCUUUCCAUCGGAAAGCUUAUUGGAUGCUCCCGAUCUGCUGGCCGAGGACUCCUCAACGGAGAGUCUGUGAAAAACGAAAUACAGAUAAGUGCCUCUCAGACAUCGAAGUAAAUCCAGAAAGGUUAAAAUCUACGACAAUGAAGCACAUGUACGAGUAAUUAAUAAUUCGUGUUACUAUAUGUACAACUCAGUUGAACUUUUUACUUAGAAUACAUGAAUUAUGCUUCCAACAUAUUAUGCUGAAUAUUAUAAAUUGUUAAUAUAAUAAAAAAUGUUCUACUUCGCCAAAAGUACAGAAUAAGUACAAUAAAAUAUUUUAAAAACAAAUUAUAUUGUUAAACUUUUAUUUUUUAAUAUAUAUCAAAUAGUUUUAUACAAAUGUUAGUACAUAUUUUGCAGCUUAUUUAUUUGUAUAUUAUAUUUAUAAACUCGUAUUAAUGUAAUCUAGUGACUUUAAUAACUGUUAUAAUUGAAAAAAAAAAGUAAACUUUUGUGAGCUGUU